Daktulosphaira vitifoliae (grape phylloxera) is the source of this 1189-nucleotide messenger RNA. RefSeq lists its product as uncharacterized. Bases 37 to 1050 code for a protein of 337 amino acids. The record is from RefSeq and is a predicted model, not a curated record. The transcript has 4 exons. NCBI's taxonomy places the organism in Eukaryota, Metazoa, Arthropoda, Insecta, Hemiptera, Phylloxeridae.
AUUGUCAUCAUCGUAGUGGUUUUUUUUAUUCAAAAAAUGUUGGAUACAAAUAAUGAGUUCUUGUCCAUAGUAAAAAAGGAACCUGAAGUAAUAAAUGUUAAAUCUGAGUUUGAUUUUAUUUCAAGUGAUUUAAAAGAUGAACAAAUGGAUUCAGAACUGACUAUUAAUGAAAUGGAACCCUUCAUUACCAUAAAUAGCAAAAACUAUAAUUUAAACAAUUCAAAUAAUCAUUUGAAUACAGUUCCAGAAAAUAAAAUUUUUUAUGCCACAUCAUGUUCUUACUGUGGUCACAAGUUGUCUCCUACAGUAUUAGAUUCGGAUAUGAUUUAUUCAAAUAAAGCUGAUAUUACUUUAGAUUCCAAUCAGAUUAAUUACAUGUAUGAUAAUAAUACUUUAGAACCAGUUGUCAAUAUAGGAAUAAAUGAAUCAAAAAUUGAAAAACUUAUUAAUUUAAAUUCAGAAUUUCAUUGGGGUAUUAUCAACAACAUAAGAGAAUGGGAUAGAAAUUUGAUACAAACUGAUAACAUAGCUAGAGCUAUCUAUAAUUUAGGUUUACGUGAUGCUUGUAAAUUGCUUCAAAAUAAAGGAGAAAAAGAUUCAAUAGAAACAAAUUCUUCAAAAACUUCAACAAUUCCUGAAGUUGUUAUAAAGAAUCCCACUUUGAAUACCUUUAGAAGAAAGAUUAAUGUUGAGUAUACUAAUAAUCGUACAAAUAAUGUGCUGGUAAAUAUAAAAAGAAAACUUAUUGAAAAAAAGUUUCAAAAAAAUAAAGAUAGGAAAAUUGCUAAACCAAAUUUUAUUGUUUGGAAUAAAUUUACUUUGGCAAAAGAAAUGCCCUAUUUGCCUUUACCAGCUCUUCAAUUAAUGAUGGACUCUGAACAGUUGCCAUAUUGUACUAAAGAUGAUCAAAAAAAUUCACAACAAUCUAAUUAUAAUAGUACUUAUCAACAAAAAAAUCUUAUAGAUCAUAAUAGAUUAUUUAUUAGAAGAAAAAAACCUCAACAUAUUCUUAAUUCUUAUAAAAUAAAAAAUUUUAGUGCUAAAAAUUAAAAUGUCGAUGUCUUUCUAAUUUAGUAGUAUUUUAACAGAAAAAUUUUAAUUUUCAAAUUAUUCUAAUGAAAUCUAAUAGUUAUUUGUUAAUUUAUAAUAUAGUAUAAUCAAAAAUGGUGGUAUAUAAUUAUUAAUUAUA